Molecule: messenger RNA, 2418 nt
Organism: Pocillopora meandrina
Lineage: Eukaryota; Metazoa; Cnidaria; Anthozoa; Scleractinia; Pocilloporidae
Source: the annotation of a GenBank genome assembly
GAUCUGGGAGACAAAUAUAACGCACAGAGCCGGUUUGUAGAGGCAAAGCAACUCUUUAAAUGCGCACUCACCAUCCUGAAAAGAAUUGGUCACAAAAGAAAAGAAGCACAGACUCAUCAGAGACUUGGAAAUGUCUAUGCUAGCCUCAGUAAAUAUCAAAAGGCUAAAGAAUAUCACGAGAAAGCUCUUGCCAUCGUGAUAGAAAUUGGCGACAGAGAAGGAGAAGGAACAACAUACGGGAGCCUCGGAACUGUGUUUCAUUUCCUUGGCGAAUAUCAGAAGGCUAAAGAAUAUUACGACAAAGCACUUGCCAUCGCGAUAGAAAUUGGCGCCAGAGGAGGAGAAGGAACAACCUACGUGAACCUUGGAAGUGUGUUUCAUUCCCUUGGCGAAUAUCAGAAUGCUAAAGAAUAUCACGAGAAAGCACUUGCCAUCGCGAUAGAAAUUGGCGACAGAGGAGGAGAAGGAAGAGGAUACGUGCACCUCGGAAAUGUGUUUCAUUCCCUGGGCGAAUAUCAGAAUGCUAAAGAAUAUUACGAGAAAGCACUUGCCAUCGCGAUAGAAAUUGGCGACAGAGGAGGAGAAGGAAGAGGAUACGUGCACCUCGGAAAUGUGUUUCAUUCCCUUGGUGAAUAUCAGAAUGCUAAAGAAUAUCACGAGGAAGCACUUGCCAUCGGGAUAGAAAUUGGCGACAGAAGGGUAGAAGGAAAAACAUACUUGAACCUCGGAACUGUGUUUCGUUCCCUUGGCGAAUAUCAGAAUGCUAAAGAAUAUCACGAGAAAGGACUUGCCAUCGCGAUAGAAAUUGGCGACAGAAGCACAGAAGGAAAAGCAUACGGGAACCUCGGAACUGUGUUUGAUUCCCUUGGCGAAUAUCAAAAUGCUAAAGAAUAUCACGAGAAAGCACUUGCCAUCGCGAUAGAAAUUGGCGACAGAGGAGGAGAGGGAUUAACAUACGGAAACCUCGGAAGUGUGUUUCAUUCCCUUGCCGAAUAUCAGAAUGCUAAAGAAUAUUACGAGAAAGCACUUGCCAUCGUGAUAGAAAUUGGCGACAGAGGAGGAGAAGGAACAAUAUACGGGAACCUCGGAGGUGUGUUUUAUUCCCUUGGCGAGUAUCAAAAUGCUAAAGAAUAUUACGAGAAAGCACUUGCCUUCGUGAUAGAAAUUGGCGACAGAGGAGGAGAAGGAACAAUAUACGGGAACCUCGGAGGUGUGUUUUAUUCCCUUGGCGAGUAUCAGAAUGCUAAAGAAUAUCACGAGAAAGGACUUGCCAUCGCGAUAGAAAUUGGCGACAGAAGCACAGAAGGAAAUGCAUACGGGAACCUCGGAACUGUGUUUGAUUCCCUUGGCGAAUAUCAAAAUGCUAAAGAAUAUCACGAGAAAGCACUUGCCAUCGCGAUAGAAAUUGGCGACAGAGGAGGAGAGGGAUUAACAUACGGAAACCUCGGAAGUGUGUUUCAUUCCCUUGCCGAAUAUCAGAAUGCUAAAGAAUAUUACGAGAAAGCACUUGCCAUCGUGAUAGAAAUUGGCGACAGAGGAGGAGAAGGAACAAUAUACGGGAACCUCGGAGGUGUGUUUUAUUCCCUUGGCGAGUAUCAGAAUGCUAAAGAAUAUUACGAGAAAGCACUUGCCAUCGCGAUAGAAAUUGGCGGCAGAAGUGAAGAAGGUGCAGCAUACUGUAGACUUGGAGCGGUGUACAUAAAUCUUAAUAAAAAUCGGAAAGCUGAAGAACAUUUUGACAAAGCAGUCGGCGUCAGUAUUGCAAUUGGUGACAGAGAAAUGGAAGCCAUCGCUUUUGCAGGUUUGUCAUGUGUCUCUGAUUCUGUAAACGACAGUCAGAAGGCAAAAGAACAUUGUGAGAAGGUGCUUACAAUCAGCAGAGAAUGUGGCAAUAGAAAGCGCCAAGCAGAACUAUACCUACACGUUGGACUUCUAUCUCAAUCAGUUGGUGAAUAUGAUAAGGCAGCAUAUUAUUUACAGAAAGCUUGUUCCAUAAGCAGCCAAAUUUGAGACAAAAUGACUGAGUUUCAAUGCCUUAUCUUUUUUACAAAGUUAAAGAUAUCGCAGUCGGAGGUUGUGGAGGCAAUGGAAUAUCUUCUCCAAGGUAUUGAAAAAUAUGAACAAAUCAGAACUCUUCAGAAAGGAAACAGUGGAUUUGAAAUUUCUCUAUUAGAGCAACGCGGUACUUUUCCCUACAAGUUACUCACUCACCUCCUUUGCGAUACGGGAAAAUUUCGAGAUGCUCUCUAUGUUGAGGAGCUGGGACGAGCAAGAGUCCUCGCAGAACUCAUGGCAGACAAGUACUCCGCUGAAAGCCACAUCUCAGCUAAUCCACGAUCAUGGUUCGGGAUUGAAAACAUCGCGAGAAGAGAAAGUAACUGUGUGUUUUUGUACAUUUCGUAUGAAGAUCGGCAGUGA